ACUGUAACCAAUCGGUCAACUAUAAAAAUGGCUGGCGAGUACCCGCUGGAAAACGUGAUUCUUGCCACUGAUUCGUACAAGGUAACACAUCAUCUACAAUAUCCUCCAGGAACCACAACAGUCUACUCUUACUUUGAGAGUCGAGGAGGAACAUUUCCAUAUACUGUGUUCUUCGGGUUACAGUAUAUCCUGAAGAGGUGGCUAGUUGGACCUGUGAUCACAGAGAGUAAGAUUCAGGAAGCUAAAGAAAUCUGCCAGAUCCAUUUUAGACAGAAUAUAUUCAAUGAAGAAGGAUGGAGACAUAUUUUGAAGGAGCAUGGAGGACAUCUUCCACUACGAAUCAAAGCAGUGCCAGAAGGCUCUGUCAUCCCUACACGUAAUGUCCUUUUUACUGUUGAAAAUACUGAUCCUAUGGUUCCUUGGCUAACAAACUGGUUUGAGACUCUCCUCGUUCAAACGUGGUAUCCCAUCACUGUAGCCACAAACUCAAGAUAUCAGAAAGAACUGCUUGCAAAGUACCUGAUUGACACAGCAGAUACCUUAAACACACUCCAUAUGAAACUCCACGAUUUUGGUUUUCGUGGAUGCUCUUCUGUAGAGACAGCUGCCAUAGGAGGUGGUGCUCACUUGGUGAACUUUAAAUCAACAGAUACGAUAGCUGGUUUACUGUUUGCUAGGAAGUACUAUGGGUGUAACAUGGCUGGGUUUUCCAUUCCUGCCACAGAACACAGUACCAUGACCACAUGGGGAAAGUCUAGGGAAGAUGAAGCUUGUCGUAACAUGCUGAACCACUUUCCAUCAGGAACUAUUGCUGUGGUAAGUGACAGCUACGAUGUGUUUAACUGUUGUCAAAACAUCUGGGGUACAGAGUUAAAGGCUGCUGUGGAGGCCCGGGGAGAGAAAGGAGGUGUGCUCGUUAUUAGGCCAGACUCUGGGGAUCCAGCCACGGUAGUGUUAAAAGUUUUAGAAAUUUUAGGCAAGCAAUUUGGGACAACAAAAAACAGAAAAGGUUAUAAGGUUCUUCCACCCUACCUUCGGUUAAUUCAAGGAGAUGGCAUCAGCUACAAAUCUCUUGGACCAAUACUACAAAAGUUGAAGGAAUACCAGUGGAGCACGGACAAUGUAACUUUUGGGAGUGGUGGUGCCCUCCUUCAAAGGCUAGACCGAGAUACACUUAAGUGUGCUUUUAAAUGCAGCUUUGCCAUAGUGAAUGGAGAAAAGCUAAAUGUGUUUAAGAAACCGAUUACUGACUCUGGGAAGCAUUCCAAGAAAGGUCGCCUUUCUUUAGAAAAGCAGGGAAAUACAUACGUAACAGUUGAAGAAGGGAAUGGUAAUCCAGUGAAGGACAUCUUGGUAACUGUGUUUGAAAAUGGCAAGUUGAUCCGGGAGUAUACGUUUGAUGAAAUAAGAAGGAAUGCUGAGUUAGAAAUGCUAAAAAAUAACAAAAGGACAUAGUAAUGGCAGCAUUUCAUGGUUAUUGUCAUUUUGUAGGUUAAUUUGUAGUGAUAUCAUUUUGUAGUAGUAUAGGUUUGUGAGUUUUUAUUUAAGAACGUGUGUUAUUAUUAAAAUUUUACCUGUUGUGCCUCUUGUGUGUUCUUAAGGAUUUGGAAUUUUCAGGCAAGUGUUUAGAUGUAAUGUAAUUGACUUUCUACACCUUUGUUUGCCAGAACAUUGUUUGAAGAAGUGGAAACAUUCCUAUAGAAGAUUUUAGAAGAAAGUGGAAAACUAUAAAUCUUUUAUGGCAUAACUUUGUUUAUUGCCUUUAUUUGAAAUCUGAUUUAAAUUUGAAAAAUAACAUUUAUUUGAAGAGGAAAAACCUUUGUUAGUCAUGAAACGAAAUGUAGAACAUGAUUUAUUAAUUGACAAAUAUUUAAUUUGCUAAUCUACCAUAGGAAGAGCUAUCACUAAAUCUUGCAUGAGUGUGCCACUUUGUAGAAAAAUGUUAUUCUUGACAAAAGAUAAAAAUAUUAUAUGAGAGAUACAAAGAAUAAAUAUCAAAUUGGUCUGUUUCCAAAAUUUGGAGUUAUGAAAAAAAGCUUUCCUUAAUACUUAGUAUCCUAGUAAAAUUUAAAUAGUUUGUAAAAGCUUUGGUGAAGAAGUUGCUUUAGAAUUAGUGAGUUUUUUGUACAAAGACAGUCUCAGAACUAAGUGCGAGACACUGUAUUCAAUUUGAAAAUGAUACUUUUGAAUGAACACUGGCUUGUUACAGAUAGGUAUUUUACUUAUGGGAAGAAAUGCUUAGGAAAAAAUUUGUUUUGAAAAAUUAUUUGGACCAAUCUGUGAUUUUAUACAAACUUCAUUAGAUAAAUGAUGAUUUCAAUAUUAAUUUGAUACAAAACAAUAUAUACAUAUGUUACCUUAAUGUCAAAAUCUUUUGUUUGGUGUUUUACUAGUUCAUAACAAUUGAUUGAAAAUUACUUGAUAUAGUGUGGCCUGAUUUGUAGUAUACAUUAUGACAGUCAUAAACUAGUGAGAAAACUAUAAGUAACUGAGAUUUUUUCAAUAAAUAAAAUGUUUUUUCAGGUCCAAUAAAUACUCAAGUUUUAACAAAUGUAAAUUAAAAUAAUUUGUUGUUUCUGGCAAUUGAAUCUGUAGAAUUGUUUUUUUUUGAAUUCAUCAUUAAAGUAGUACCAAAGAUUUAGUGUAAUCACAAGAAUCAGUGUUAUUUUCUUAAUUUAUCUUUUUACUAUUUAUCUGAUUCUUGACUAUGUCCAUCUCAGUCUUGGUACUAGAAUCAAGAAAGUAGUAGUCAUCAAUUUUCAUAUAGUUGUCCAAUGUUAAAGAAAUUGUGAUAUUUACAGUAAAAUAUACCAUUAUCACUGAUAUUGACGUUUAAAAAGGAACGUUAGAUACAUACAGCAUGUGUGUACUGUUGUUGUUUCCAAAGAAUAUUUUUAGUGGUGAUAAAAUUUUAUUCAUUUAAUAAAACUUUUAUUAAAAUUGUUGUAUCUCCUUUAGAAGUAUUUUUGAGUUGUUAUACUCAUAAAGUUAUUGUUUAACAAAGCACAGAAGAAGUAUCAUUGUUAGCUUUGAUUGAACUUUACAACAGACAAAAAUCUUAAUAUUUGGCUGCUGUUAUCUUCUAGUCUGUCACUUUCAUCAAGUUCUGUGUGAUUUGUUU
This is a messenger RNA of Limulus polyphemus (Atlantic horseshoe crab), 3121 nucleotides long. Its product is annotated as nicotinamide phosphoribosyltransferase-like. The transcript is spliced from 9 exons. Gene Ontology annotation, molecular function: nicotinamide phosphoribosyltransferase activity. NCBI's taxonomy places the organism in Eukaryota, Metazoa, Arthropoda, Merostomata, Xiphosura, Limulidae. Gene Ontology annotation, biological process: NAD+ biosynthetic process. The record is from RefSeq and is a predicted model, not a curated record. The coding region runs from base 28 to 1455 and encodes 475 amino acids.